Molecule: messenger RNA, 2246 nt
Organism: Grus americana (Whooping crane)
Lineage: Eukaryota; Metazoa; Chordata; Aves; Gruiformes; Gruidae
Gene: FAM114A1
Product: family with sequence similarity 114 member A1
Exons: 14
Coding region: 142-1824 (560 amino acids)
Source: RefSeq, a predicted model, not a curated record
UCCCUCCUCCCUGCAGCUCGGCCGGCCCGCCGCUGCCCAGCCUGCUCUGCCUCCUCCCUCCCGCUGCUGCCGACGUGGCGGGGCGGGGAAGGGGAAGGAGCAGGGGGCGCGCCGGCAAGGGAACUGCUGAGCGAAUUGAAAAUGUCUGAAGACGUAUGUGAUGGCAUCCCAUCUGAAGAGAAACCUGAACUAAUGGAAAUGCCCAGCAAUGAGGUAUUGCCUCAUGAGUCAGUACCACACCUCGUGGAAGCUGAGAUCUUGCGUGAGUCUUCUCAAGAUGAACACGGACAGGUCAAUCAGAUUGCCAAGAAUGGACAGGAAGGAGACAAAUUUAUUAAUGAAAACCCUUUGACUGAAAAAAUAAUUGAAAGUCUGCCUUCCAUUGGAGAGGCAACUGAAGACGUGCCCACUGAGUGCAAUGAGACCGUAAGCCUUGAUGCAGAACCUGAAUCUGAAGAAACACUGCGUGAACAAAGCAGUCCAGCCACAGACUCUUCAUCUAAAGCAAGUAGAUGGGGAGCUUGGGGUACCUGGGGAAAGUCUCUCCUGUCAUCAGCUUCUGCCACAGUGGGUCAUGGGAUAACAGCAGUAAAGGAAAAAGCAGGAACUACCCUAGGAAUUCAUAACGCAAGUUCAGCAUCUUUGGAAACAGCAGAGCCUCCUGCAGCUGAAACACAAAUUAUACAAGCAGAAGAUUCUCUGGACCAAAGCUCUCUUGAGAAUGUUCCUUCUCCUUCAUCUGGAUCUCGUGGCAUGUUGUCAGCUAUCACUAACGCUGUACAGAACACAGGGAAAAGUGUAUUAUCUGGAGGCUUAGAUGCUUUGGAAUUUAUUGGGAAGACAACCAUGAAUGUCCUUGCAGAAAGUGAUCCUGGAUUUAAGAGAACCAAAACACUGAUGGCAAGAACAGUUUCUCUAUCUCAGCUGUUGCGAGAAGCUAAAGAAAAAGAGAAACAGAGGCGGGCCCAGCAAGUUACAGUUGAAAGAACAGCACAUUACGGACUACUUUUUGAUGAGUUCCAAGGUUUGUCUCAUCUUGAAGCUCUGGAAAUCCUGUCAAAUGAAAGUGAAGCCCAGAUUCAGUCAUAUUUAGCAACACUUGAUGGAGAGCAGUUGGAGACUGUGAAAAAUGAUUUAAUUGCUAUAAAGGAGAUUUUUGUUCCAAAGGAAUCAGAUGAUGAAGUGGUACAGACACAGAAAGCAGAUAUGGGAGAAGAGUUUGUCAGCAUGCUCACUGAACUUCUGUUUGAAUUGCACGUUGCUGCUACUCCUGACAAACUUAAUAAGGCUAGGAAAAAAGCUUACAAAUGGCUGGAAGAAGCAAGUUGUUCCACCCCAGUAGACAUAGAAGAGAAGCUAAAAGAAAAACCUGGAGAGCCUGGUGAAGAAAAGACUGAAAAAGAAGAUAAAACUCACAGUGAUAAAACAGAAGUAGAUAAAAACAAUAAUGUGGAGGAAAUCUACAUGCUGUCCAUUGAAAGUCUGGCUGAGGUAACUGCUCGUUGUAUUGAACAGCUUCAUAAAGUAGCAGAAUUAAUUCUACAUGGGCAGGAAGUAGAAAAAACAGCUCAAGAUCAAGCAAAAGUACUGAUGAAUUUAACAAGUGCCAUGUGCAAUGAAGUUUCAUGUUUAUCAAAGAAGUUUUCCGAUUCUUUAACAGCAGCUGGGAGCAGUAUGAAGGCAGAGGUUCUUAACCCCAUCAUCGACAGUGUGCUAUUAGAGGGUUGCAACAGUGCUACUUAUAUUCGGGAUGCUUUCCAGCUAUUGCUUCCAGUCCUGCAAAUUUCACACAUCCAGACAAGUUGUUUGAAAGCACAAGAGUGACAGUUUCCCAGCAGUUGUCACCACGGGGCUUAACAGAAACCACAGACCUAAUGGCUUUAAUGUAUGCAGAUAGAAGGAAUGGUAUGAGAGAUGUCUGGCCACUUAGAGUCUUUUGAAGACACUAAACGCAGUUUUGCACAUAUAAUAUUGAAGAACAUUUGAAACUCUUUCAGACUUUUAGACUUUAGUAGUUGUUAGUAAAGUGAGUCAUUUCUUUUCCAUUACAGUAUAUCCUUUGCAUUAAUUUAAACUGAAGUUUAUUGAUAUUAGCAUUGACUUAAAUAUGGAUUCUAAAUCUUGACUCUUUCAGUUGUAGAUGGUGUAUGAAGCAAAUUAGAAUGUGAAAUUUUUAAAAACAUUUCAGCCCAAGUGACCAUUUCCAUUGUGUGCAUCCUAACUGUCAGUUAAAAAUGUAUAUUUCA